UUACUACAAGAAAAUGACUAUCUCUCGAUGUUGACAAAUGUCGGUAGAGACCCAAAAACACUUCGGGAAUUGAACUUCCAAUGUCGUAUAUUUCGUCGGGACUGACCCGUCAAGAGACUAUCUCCCGACGUCGAAAUACACCUCGUCGGGAGUUAAAGUUACUCCCAACGUAUUACAGUGUUGGAAGUAUUAGUACUCCCGAUGUGCUUGAAUACACAUUAGGAGUCAAUGUCUCCCACGAUGCUUAGUCUAUGUACUCGACAGUGCUAGUACUCCUGACGUGUCUGUAUACACGUCAGGAGUUGUCUCUUCUCCCAAUGGCUUAUUGAUGUCGUCGGAAGUUUUAUAUGAGUUGAGGUACUGUGACGCUUGUCGAAAUGACGUUUCAGGGUUCGUUUACCAUUGUAAACGUUGCGGUUUUGAUCUCCACCCUUGUUGUGCAAACCUCCCUCAAGUGCUCGACGAUGGCGAACGCAACCUUUACCUUAGUAUGAAGCUCUCAGGGCCGUGCCACCGCUGCGGAGGCAGGGGACAGGGAUGGUCUUACAAGUCUAAAUGCAGGAGUUAUAACCUUCAUUUGUCAUGUGUGAAGGAAUUGCUAGUAGAGAGUUGGCAAGCCAUGUACCUAAAAGUAGACAAGAACAAAGUCAUUGAGGUUCAAACAAGUAUUCCAAGCCUUAAGGGGACACUACAAAGUAAUCAAAGGGAAAGAGGAAAGGUUGAGCAAGGCUUUCAGAUGGCCGGUCAUGCCGUUCGGUGCAUUGUCUCCGCUAUGCUUGGGGACCCGACAGCCAUGAUUGCUGCGGUUGUUGGUAGCCUCAUAUCAAAGUAGAAAGGAGGCAAAAAUUAAACAGAACCAGAAUCAUGUGUAAUUUUAUGUUCUUGUCUUGGUUCUUGCUUGGUCUGUGUGUAAUGUUUAUAAUAUAUUGUCGGUGAAAAGAAUUGUUUCUUUGUUUUGAUUGCAUUGUUUGAUAAAUGUGUUUCACUUAAAAAUUCUCUCUCCCAACUUUUAUUUGUUCAAUGAAGAGAAUUGAUGUUGUUUGUACUCUGGUGUACUU
Messenger RNA from Benincasa hispida (wax gourd), 1058 nucleotides. Lineage: Eukaryota; Viridiplantae; Streptophyta; Magnoliopsida; Cucurbitales; Cucurbitaceae. The record is from RefSeq and is a predicted model, not a curated record.